Messenger RNA from Salvia hispanica, 675 nucleotides. RefSeq names its product Ubiquitin-like superfamily protein. The record is from RefSeq and is a predicted model, not a curated record. NCBI's taxonomy places the organism in Eukaryota, Viridiplantae, Streptophyta, Magnoliopsida, Lamiales, Lamiaceae. Gene Ontology annotation, molecular function: protein binding.
AAAAGAAAAAAGAAAAUAAAAAAGAAAGAAAGGCAGUUUCUUUGAAUACACUCAGCUGAGCUGGCGAGGUAGAUAAACUGUUAAUUUGAGUGAGUGCCCUUGUUCAUCAAGCAGCUUCUCACAAAUUCGCCACUAUGUCGCAGACAUCGCGCCCCAAGAGCCCCGAUGAUCAAACUGGGAUGUAUAUUCGUGUCAAACGCAACAAAACAACUUACUUUCUGCAAUGUGUGCCGAGUGAGACAAUUCUGCAGAUUAAGGAGAAGUUGCAUGAGAUCACUGAUCAGCCCGUUGAGAACCAGCGUUUGAUACUACUGCCAAAUCGGGAAAUGUUGGAAGACUCGAAAUCGCUGGCUGAUCAGAAGGUUGAGAACGAUGCUGUCGUUGCCCUGACACUGAGAAAAGAUGAUAAUGAGUUUGAAGAGGUAAACAUUGUGAGACCAAAUGAUUUUUACCAAUCGCGGGAGGCAGAUGGUGGAUCUAACUGGUGAGGCUGCUACGGUAGUGUUGAAGAAGGUCCGUCGUUGGUCAGUGUUUUUCUCAGUCGGAGAAGAAACUACUGGUCUUAUAUUACUUUGAUUGGUUGAUAAGAUUUGGAGUUGGUUUAUCUCCUUGUCUGCAACAUGAUCAUUACUUGAUUUUCAUUUUCACUGCAAACAUUUAUAUGCUAACUUUUCA